GCACAAAAUCCAUGUUUCCAAGCUCAAGUAUAGUGUAAAUUUCUUUCUUUUCAUAUCCAGUCAUCAUCAGUACUUCUGAGGCUUUACGAGCAUUCAUGCUUCCCCUACGAUGAGGAUUGAAAUUUCCAGCGCCAACCUUGCUUGUUUUCGAUGAUCCUAGUGUUUAUGAUUACCCAGAUAGAUAAAAAUCAUAUGGUUCAGUACUGCCAUACUGGACUGACUCAAUGGGCAUUGAGUUCUGCCUACGCCCAAUUACUUGCACAUUGUUUCCGACAACGAGAUCUCUGUGGUAAGCUCAAAUGGAGUUCGAAUCCGAGAAUAGAAACCCAUGUCACGAGAAACUUGGACUUCCUUUUCGUUCCAUCGUAUGCUAUCUACAUGGUUUAACCAAUAACCUCGUGGCCCCAACCAGCACGGUUGAGCGUCUUACACAUGUGCCAAAAUCUCCACAUGCCCAAUGUGCCACUUCAGCUAAGGUCUGUGAGCUAUCACAUUGUGACUGCCACAAAAGGAUUCAAACAUACGCCUCAGAUGUUAGAUGUGAAGCACAAGAAAUGCAAAUGUGUACACUGGGUUCAAAAGUACGAAUUGGCUGCCGUUCUUCCUGUGCUUUGUCAUAUCGAACGCAGUGCAACACGGUAUUUGCCGACGGGGAAAAUGUAGAACGAGUUGGACCGAGCAGGGGCGAAUAAAAAAAGAAAAGAAAAAAAAGAAGAAAAAAGAACAAGACUUGGCGCAACAUCCGUCGUGUAACCACUCGUAAGUUCUGGUCCCCG
Molecule: messenger RNA, 776 nt
Organism: Truncatella angustata
Lineage: Eukaryota; Fungi; Ascomycota; Sordariomycetes; Amphisphaeriales; Sporocadaceae
Exons: 1
Coding region: 300-692 (130 amino acids)
Source: RefSeq, a predicted model, not a curated record